Molecule: messenger RNA, 675 nt
Organism: Adineta steineri
Lineage: Eukaryota; Metazoa; Rotifera; Eurotatoria; Adinetida; Adinetidae
Source: the annotation of a GenBank genome assembly
AUGUCUUCAAAACAACAGUCUCCUCGACAGUCACAAACUGCAUCACCUGUACCACAACAACCAGCACCGCGGUCAUUAAUUGCUUCAAAGGUUUCAUUUGGUAUCGAUGAAACAAAAUUAUUGAGAGAUUUAGAACACAAUUAUCUAGGUAUUGAGAAAAUUUCUCGAGUUCAUGAUAGAGAUGGAAAACCUCUUGGAUCCAUUCGAAUUGAUUUUAAAUCAGAAAAUUUUGCUAAAUCAAUUCUUGGUCAAAACUAUAUUCUCAUUGAUGGUAGUCGAUGUCCUGUUCGCCCUUAUUGGGCACCAAUCUGCCAUCGAUGCCAUAAAGAAGGACAUCAUGUUUCUGAAUGUCCACAAAGACCAUUGACUGAACAACGUCUUAAGGAAUUGUUUAAUCAUCAACAAAUGCAACUUGAAUCAAUGAUUAGUUCAUUUGAGAAUAAAUGGAAUGCACGUUUAUCUUCAAUUACAGCUCCAUCAAAAAAUGCUAAUGUUGAUCAAUUAGUACCGAUUUUCAAAGAAUUAACAACAGUUUGUCAACAAUUUAAUCAACAAAAUGUUCAGAUACAACAACAACUUGGUACUGUUGUUAAUCGAAUCCGUGAUGUACAAAUGAACUUGACAAAUGAACAAACUCGAACACAAUUACCAUUACAAAAUGGACAUCAAAUAUAA